Molecule: messenger RNA, 474 nt
Organism: Funneliformis geosporum
Lineage: Eukaryota; Fungi; Glomeromycota; Glomeromycetes; Glomerales; Glomeraceae
Source: the annotation of a GenBank genome assembly
AUGUAUGAUGAUAUGAAAUAUCUUCUUGUCUGUCCUCCAGCUGAGCAAGCCAUUUACGAAAGAGCCUUGGAAUUAUGUAUCCAGCAUCGAUUCCGAAAGGCGACAUUAUCAGAAUAUCCAGUCUUUAUUACUUACCAUAAUUUAGCAAAUGGAGAUGAAAAAAAGAUGAGAGUAGUAGUAAAUAAAAUUGUACGAGCAGAUAUGUCAUCAGAAUCAGCAUACUGGGAACAUCAUAUGAAGUAUGAGGAUCUUUUCAAACAAAAUGCCAUGUUAGGAUCUUUUAGUAUUUACGAUUUCUACCGAAUUGCUACAGGUUCUAGUACAAGGAGAGCAACAAGUCUUGAGAUAAACGAAUAUUAUAUAUAUGUCACCAUGUCUAAUUCAAAGAUGAGGACUACCACUUCUGGGUAUAAUCAUAUAGUUUGUCUUGUAACUGAUGAUCAUACGCGCAAGUUUCUCAAAAAUAUGUUAUGA